Molecule: messenger RNA, 1068 nt
Organism: Laetiporus sulphureus 93-53
Lineage: Eukaryota; Fungi; Basidiomycota; Agaricomycetes; Polyporales; Laetiporaceae
Product: P-loop containing nucleoside triphosphate hydrolase protein
Exons: 1
Coding region: 1-1068 (355 amino acids)
Cellular component (GO): membrane
Molecular function (GO): GTP binding
Source: RefSeq, a predicted model, not a curated record
AUGCUAUCAGUGCUAGCUCUAGUUAAAUGCUUUGGGUCAUUGGGCUUCAUCUUGGCAGGCGCACUAACACCUGCGGGCCCUUUCUUGCUACCGGUGGGGGCUUCAUUGGGGACGGAGUGCGUCAGGGAGCUGUGGAAGUUCGCACAGCCUGAAAACAUUGGCGAAAACCCGGUUCAUAGUUGGAUCAAGCAGGGAGGACACAGUGACUCAUGGAGCUCUCCAUCGUGGCCGAAGCCCAUCAUCGCUCCUACUCCAGAAGAUCUGAAAGCUAUAAAGACACGGCUGGAAUUCCAAGAUGGCAUGUUUCAUAUGGCCGUAGUGGGCACCGCUGGCAGCGGUAAAUCAUCUCUGAUCAAUGCAUUCCGCGGCCUCCGGAACGGGGACGCAGGUGCGGCUCCCACCGGAACGGUAGAGACGACGAUGAAUAUCACUCGCUAUCCCGAUCCCGAUCCCGACAAACCAUAUGUCUGGUAUGACGUCCCCGGCGCAGGUACUCUCAACACUCCCGGGGAGCGUUAUUUCCAUGACCAGGGAUUGUACGCGUUUGAUGGCAUCAUCGUCUUGUUCGACAUACGCUUCACACAGAUCGACGUUGAGAUCCUCCGUAACAGCGCGAGAUUCAAUAUUCCUACAUACAUUGUGCGUUCCAAGUCGUUACAACACAUCCGGAACGUUAUGGGGGACAUGCCAUGCGACGGUGGAUCGAAGUGUAACGAAGCCAGACAGUGGAAGAAGGCUCGUACGAAGUAUGUUGAAGAUACACGCAAAAAUGUCAAGCAAAUCCUGGCCAGGGCUGAGCUCAAGGAGCAGCGAUGCUAUCUUGUGGACAAGGACGUCUUGGUUGGUUUGAUCAACCCACAAAAGCAUAUGCCUCAAGAAGACCGUACGCAGAAGGAUGACUCGUUGGAAAAUGCCAUUGACGAAAUACCGUUGAUUGUGGACCUCCUUCGCAAUAAUCUCGUCAGCCGAGCCAGGCCUCUGGUUCAAAAAUACCUCGACGAGAUUAGCAGUUACUUUCCUGAUUGGCAGGUGGCCAUGCCUGAGUUGCGAGACGUCUUUCCUCGAUGA